Oryzias latipes (Japanese medaka) is the source of this 2108-nucleotide messenger RNA. RefSeq names its product phosphoribosyl pyrophosphate synthetase 1B (gene prps1b). The record is from RefSeq and is a predicted model, not a curated record. Gene Ontology annotation, cellular component: cytoplasm; ribose phosphate diphosphokinase complex. Gene Ontology annotation, molecular function: ATP binding; magnesium ion binding; ribose phosphate diphosphokinase activity. Gene Ontology annotation, biological process: purine nucleotide biosynthetic process; 5-phosphoribose 1-diphosphate biosynthetic process; ribonucleoside monophosphate biosynthetic process. Lineage: Eukaryota; Metazoa; Chordata; Actinopteri; Beloniformes; Adrianichthyidae.
UAACGGAAAGCGUGCGCGCACCGCCCAGGGACGAUGGACCGCACGCGCUCUGAGUCUGGCAUAAUGGAGGACAGAUAGGGAACAAUCUCAAUAGCAGCUCCUUAACUGUUGAUCCGAAUUUAGUUUUCGUCCCGGGCUCUUCGGUUAUUUGGACUCGACAACAGCUCGCUUGGACCGAACCGGGCCCCGGACUCCCAACAAAAUGCCGAACAUCAAGAUUUUUAGUGGCAGCUCACAUCCGGAUCUGUCUCAGAAAAUAGCAGACCGUUUGGGGCUCGAACUCGGGAAGGUUGUAACCAAAAAAUUUAGCAACCAAGAAACAUGCGUGGAGAUAGGAGAGAGUGUACGUGGAGAAGAUGUCUACAUUGUGCAGAGUGGCUGUGGGGAGAUAAAUGACAAUUUGAUGGAGCUGUUGAUCAUGAUCAACGCUUGCAAGAUUGCCUCAGCCUCCAGGGUCACCGCCGUCAUCCCCUGCUUUCCCUAUGCCCGGCAAGACAAGAAGGACAAGGUGGGGAGCCGGGCUCCAAUCUCUGCCAAGCUGGUGGCCAACAUGUUGUCCGUGUCAGGAGCUGAUCAUAUUAUCACGAUGGAUUUGCAUGCCUCACAAAUACAGGGAUUCUUUGAUAUACCUGUCGAUAACUUGUACGCAGAGCCAGCUGUGCUGAAGUGGAUCAAGGAAAACAUCCCAGAAUGGAAAAACUGCAUCAUCGUCUCACCUGAUGCAGGAGGAGCCAAAAGAGUUACAUCUAUAGCAGACAGACUGAAUGUGGACUUUGCUCUGAUUCACAAGGAAAGGAAAAAAGCCAAUGAAGUGGAUCGCAUGGUUCUUGUAGGCGAUGUUACGGAUCGGGUCGCCAUUCUGGUGGACGACAUGGCUGACACAUGCGGGACAAUCUGCCAUGCUGCCGACAAACUAAUCUCUGCCGGUGCCACAAAGGUGUACGCCAUCUUGACCCACGGCAUCUUUUCUGGCCCAGCCAUUUCACGCAUCAACAAUGCCUGCUUUGAGGCUGUGGUGGUCACCAACACAAUACCCCAGGAGGAGAAGAUGAAGCACUGUUCCAAAAUACAGGUUAUAGACAUCUCCAUGAUCCUCGCAGAGGCCAUUCGCAGAACUCACAACGGCGAGUCCGUCUCGUAUCUGUUUAGCCACGUUCCCCUGUAGCAACGUGCGCCGUUAACACUGAAAACGAAGGAAAGUCCCGCUAACUAACUGUGGAGGUGGAAAAAAAAAAGCCUGAAUGAAUGAAUGAAUCAUUAUGUCUGUUACUAACACAUCUCUCAAGUCUCUCCGCCUAAGUGUAGCUCCCCCUCUGACAUCUAGGGCGACAAAGCAAUCACUAUUUAGGCUGGCAUAUUUAUUAUGAACGGAUAAAUAAGCAUUUAUCCACUGUGAAAUGUGUCUUUUCUUUUAUCACAGUUGACAUGCAGAGUUUGUACUGGUUUUUGCACCUCCCUAGGAGUCAUUUUUGUUUGUUUUCAAAUAGCUUUUAUCCAUCUCCGUGGCAGGUUCAGGUGCUCAGGUGAAGCUUCUGGUGUUUAAAGCUGUUACAGUGCUUUCUGUUACAUUAAACGACUGUAGAUUUUAUUUUUGCUCUUCUUUGGUUUCUGCUGUUUUAAAGAGUUCUAGUUAUAGAGGUGAAUGUCUGAUGAACUGUUCUUAGAGUGCCGGUGAAUCUCCACUCUACCAGGAGUGCCUCAAAAGUCUGAAAUUAAAACAAACUUUUUUCUGUUUCUCCCUCCUGAUGAUUUUUUUUUUUUUGUGUGUGUUAUUACUCAGUAAAAGACCCUUUUGUGUCGUGGGAGGCCAAAAGCAACUAUUUCUUUCAGCUCUUGAGGCACCCCCCUUCUUCAGUGGGGUUCGCCUGAUGUCCAAAACUUGAAGGAAAAAUAAUUUUUUAAGCUUGGGGUCUCUGCGGGUUGGAGCUUCUCUAGACUUGUCCAGUGUUUUGUUUUUUAUUUUUAUUUUUUGUAUGUCUGAAGGACGGGUUUGUCAUCAAUGUGCAUACCAGUAAUCCAAGCCUUUGUGUUUUCUUUUACAGUAGGGAGAAUGCAUGAGCUGUUUGACGCAUUCUUAAUAAAACUGAAAUAUGUGUUUGAAAAGCCUA